CCGUUCGUCUCCGUCAUGCCGAUGGACUGGUCGUGGGCCCUCCACUUCUGCCAGUCCGCCCUGACCACGGCCAUCCUCGACUCGGGAAUCGACGAGAGCUUCGUGCUGGUGGACGGCGCUGCCAUCCCUCCGCUGCGGAAGGACUCCGACGUCAUCGGCGCGGGCUACGUAUACAACUUUGCCACCGUGUCUCUCGACCCUGAUGUGGCCACGACGGCCUGCCAGGCCAUGCGCGACGUGCUCGUGUCGAGGGGUCUGCCCGUCGACGAGUUCGCCCCCGCGGCCAAGCGCGUGGUCUUCACUGGCUUGGACAUCCUCGGCGACGUCGGCAUCGUCCGGUGUAAGAUCGACAGGCUCUGCCGGUUGCGUCAAGCCCUUCUUGGUCUACUUAGGCGUGGCUUUGCAUCGCCUCUGGCCUUGUCAGCAGUGGUGGGUCACUGUGCUUGGGGUAUGAUCUCCAAUAGACCCAUGCUGUCGAUCUUCAACUCGGUCUACCGCUUCAUGGGCCUGGACUCCCGAGUGGCCGCGCCGCUGUGGCCGUCGGUCAUCGCAGAGUUGCGCGCGGCAGCCACCCUCAUACCGCUAUGGUGGGCCGACGUCAGAGCAGAGUGGUCGGCGACUACCUUCUGCAGCGACGCCUCCCCCUACGGCAUCGGGGUCUGCCGCAAGACCGUCGACCAGGAGGUCGCCGCGGCCGCUGGGCGCUUGUCUGACAGAUGGCGCUAUCGGUUCUCCGACGCCGUGCACGCCCGUGCGCGCGCUCUCGGGAUCGAGCCUCGCAUUGUGUUAGAAACUGCCGUGGACAAGAAUUGCCUCGAAGAAUGCAGCCACAGUCCGAGGCCUCCCAAGAUCCCCGGGGGCCCUCCGUCUACGGCAUCAUCGUUACAUCAACCAGCUGACGCUGCUUCCCUCGACGGCUUCGACGAAGUUCCCGACUCGAUCACGGCUUUCGACGGCUGGGCCACGAUACACAGUUCGCGUCACUCGAGGUUCGGCUUGGACAUUAUGCGAUACGAGGCGGAUGCUCUCGGGUUUGCGAUGCGACAUUCGGCUCGGUCUGGGCGGCUUCGUCAUCAUCGCAUCUUGUUCACCGUCGACAAUUUGGCUCUAGCACUUGCCGCUGGCAAGGGCCGUUCUGGCGCCCGAGGCCUUCGCGACCCUCUACGCCGUCUAUGCGCCCUGUCGGCGGCCUCGGGCAUCCGCUGCGCCAUUCGGUGGAUCCCCAGCGAGAGCAAUGUCGCGGACUCGCCGUCCAGGACCAGGACCCAUCCUGGGCCAGUGCUGCUCGCCCGAGGGGCCCUGUCGGUGCUGGAGUCAGCCGCCGUGUCGGACACGACCAUGGCCAACUACUGGGGCGCCGCCAAGAAGUUCGAGGAGUGGUGCCGCUGGACGUCCCAGACGUUCUCCACGGCAGCGGAGGUCGAUGCCAUCCUAGUUGCCUACUUCGUGAACCUCUUUCUGGACGGCUUCGACAGUGCCACGGGCCGUGUACUCAUGGCCUCUCUGAAGCACUACCUGCCCGCGAUCCUCGUUGGCAGGGCUCCGUGCCCACGGGCGGCUCGCGCCUUGGCAGGCUGGCGGAAGCUCGUUCCCCCACAGAUGCGACUCCCUCUGCCUCGAGCGGCGAUGGCGUCCAUCGUGGGCGUCCUGAUCUCGUGGAAGCUCUUCGGCAUGGCUGUGUUCAUCAGGCUGAUGUUCGACACCUACCUGAGGCCAAGCGAGGCAUGCCGCCUCGCGGCGGGGGGCGUGAUGCGACCUCGACCCGACGGCGCCCUGGGAUACGGCCACUGGGCCUUGAUCGUCAACGACGCCUGCUUCGACCGCCCUGGCAAGACAAGCGAGAUGGACGAGAGCGUGAUUGUCGACAACCAGACCAUCUGGCCGCUCCUGGAGGCCCUGGUGCACGGCAAGGGCCCGAUCGACGGCCUUUGGACCUUCGCCCCCGACGAGGUGCGGAGCAUGUUCCGUCGAGCGGCAGCUGCCCUCGGCCUGGGGGCCGAGUUGACUCUCUACCCGCUUCGUCAUGGGGGUGCGUCCGACGACCUGCUGUCGCUCAGGCGCACGAGGAAGGAGGUCAAGGACCGCGGCCGCUGGAGGACGGACCAGAGCCUCCUCCGCGACGCGAAGCGGGCCCGCAUGCAGCAGCGGAUCGCCAACCUAGGCCAGAACAUCGUCGAAUUCGGCGAGCAGGUGGACAGGCAGAUGAACGACCUCAUCAUCCAGACCACG
Prorocentrum cordatum is the source of this 2229-nucleotide messenger RNA. The record is from the annotation of a GenBank genome assembly. Lineage: Eukaryota; Dinophyceae; Prorocentrales; Prorocentraceae.